UGAAACAAGCACUCGAGGUUCAGGGGGUCCUCCAACAGUGUCUGGAGACGCUGGAAGGAUCCUCCGCCUUGGCCCGUGAUGAAGGGAAGACUUUCUUCGUUAAAGAGCAUAUAUCUUGACUCAUGAACCCGGCUACCACUUCUAAGAUGCUGCAUGAUGUCGACACAACUAAUGGAGAUGCCUCGGCCGCUUUAAUGGCACCCGAUUACCACUCAUUCUUCCGGGUUCGUGUGAAUAGCAAGUAUGGCCGGUCGAAAGGACUUCCUCCAUUGAAUGAAACUGUCCUCCCAGAUGGGUACCUGGCUACCUGGCAACUGGCAUUUCUUAUCCGAAAUCCUGCCUUAGUUUUCCCAUCGAUGUACCGGGCUGAUCGGGCUCUGAAGGACCUUUAUCCUUCGGGUGACAAUCCCUUCGAGGGUCUGUUGUCGGAGAGCUAUUUGAAAGUUACUCUAACUCUACGCUGGACACGGAUGCUCUACGAUUGGUGUGCUCGCCGGAAGGGACAGGCGCAUCGAAUCAUUCUGGAUGCCUCUGACCUUAUCCACAAUAAGGGCUCUAUAGUAAAAUUCUGCGAGCAAACGGGACUCGACCCCACAGUUUUAAAGUUUGAGUGGGAGAGUGUCGGUCCUGAGGAUAAAUCCUCGUCAGGAGAUGGAGCUUCCGAGCAAGACUCCAUACUUCAGAAAGCUGAAACUACCAUGAGAACAACUCUGAUGGGAUCCUCCGGGGUGUUAAAAGAGAAGGCGCCCGAAGUUGUCGAUAUUGCUUCGGAGGCGGAAAGGUGGAAGCAUGAAUUUGGCGACAAGGUGGCUAAUUUAAUUCUCGAGAGGGUUCAUGAAGCAAUGCCCGAUUACGAAUAUCUCAUGCAACGGAGGUUGGUCUAAGUUUGCUACAUUGCUCGUCGGCGUCGACAAUAGGUGGGAUUCUUAGUCUGUCUCACUUCUGUACCUUCUACUGAAUGGACACAAUCAUAAGAAGAUGUAUAAUAAAGGAGGAUGAUAAGGAAAGAAAGCA
This is a messenger RNA of Aspergillus neoniger CBS 115656, 1014 nucleotides long. RefSeq lists its product as uncharacterized. The coding region runs from base 123 to 884 and encodes 253 amino acids. The transcript has a single exon. The record is from RefSeq and is a predicted model, not a curated record. Lineage: Eukaryota; Fungi; Ascomycota; Eurotiomycetes; Eurotiales; Aspergillaceae.